Messenger RNA from Cynocephalus volans (Philippine flying lemur), 356 nucleotides. RefSeq names its product family with sequence similarity 216 member B (gene FAM216B). The transcript is spliced from 3 exons. The record is from RefSeq and is a predicted model, not a curated record. Bases 1 to 267 code for a protein of 88 amino acids. Lineage: Eukaryota; Metazoa; Chordata; Mammalia; Dermoptera; Cynocephalidae.
AUGGGAGGAAACUGGAAAAGACAAGAAAAUCUUCAGAAUGUUCCACAGAUUCCUUGUAUCCGAGUCCCUUCUUCUGCCUCUGCCACUUCAUUAUUGAAGGAUCUAACCCAAGGGCAACAGCGCUACCUUUACAGCAUCAUGAAGAUUUACAACUCCAGGCCCCAGUGGGAGGCCCUGCAGACCCGUUAUGUUCACAGCCUUCAGCACCAGCAGCUGCUCGGCUACAAUUACUCAGCAGGAAGCCUUGUCUCCUGCCAUAGUACUUAGAGAUUCAACCAAGAGAGCCUCAGCCAAGGUUGCUCCUCAAAGAACCAUUCCCUGGAAGUCUUCAACCGUGACAAGAGAAGGUCCAUCAG